Molecule: messenger RNA, 971 nt
Organism: Dipodomys spectabilis (banner-tailed kangaroo rat)
Lineage: Eukaryota; Metazoa; Chordata; Mammalia; Rodentia; Heteromyidae
Gene: Gbgt1
Product: globoside alpha-1,3-N-acetylgalactosaminyltransferase 1 (FORS blood group)
Biological process (GO): carbohydrate metabolic process
Cellular component (GO): vesicle; membrane; Golgi apparatus
Molecular function (GO): globoside alpha-N-acetylgalactosaminyltransferase activity
Source: RefSeq, a predicted model, not a curated record
UGGGGGUGUAUGUUGAGAACUGGAUGCCAGUUUCUUGUAUACCGUACUACCUCCCCUGCCCAGAGAUAUUCAACAUGAAGCUCCAGUACAAGGGGGCGGAGCCAGCACAGCCUGUGGGCGGGUUGGAGUACCUUCAGCCCAAGCUGCUGGAGCAGAGGCCCACGGAGCUGCUGAUGCUGACACCCUGGCUGGCGCCCAUUGUCUCCGAGGGCACCUUCAACCCAGAGCUGCUGCAGCACCUGUACCAGCCGCUGAACCUGACCAUCGGGGUCACCGUGUUUGCCGUGGGGAAGUACAGGCCAUUUGUCCAGCACUUUCUGGAAUCAGCUGAGGAGUUCUUCAUGCGCGGUUUCCGGGUGCACUACUCCGUCUUCACUCCCAACCCCGCAGCCGUUCCCAGCGUUCAGCUGGCCCCUGGCCGCCGCCUCAGCGUGAUUCCCACCCAGGACCACUCCCACUGGGAGGAGAUCUCCAUGCGAUGGACGGAGAUGAAGAAGCACAUUGCUGGGAGGGCCCACCGGGAAGUGGACUACCUCUUCUGCCUCCAUGCAGACAUGACCUUUCGGAACCCGUGGGGCCCUGAGACCCUGGGGGACAUGGUGGCUGCCAUCCACCCGGGCUACUUCUCUGUACUCCGCCAGCAAUUCCCCUAUGAGCGCAGGAGAGCUUCUACUGCCUUUGUAGCAGACAAUGAGGGGGACUUCUAUUAUGGUGGGGCAGUCUUUGGUGGGCGAGUGGCCAACGUGUAUGAGUUUACCAGGGGAUGCCAUAUGGCUAUCCUGGCGGACAAAGCCAAUGGCAUCGUGGCAGCCUGGCAGGAAGAGAGCCACCUUCAUCUCACACAACCAUCUAAGGUGCUGUCCCCUGAGUACCUGUGGGAUGACAGGAAGCCCCGGCCACCCAGCCUGAAGCUGAUCCGCUUCUCCACACUCGACAAGGAGACCAGCGUGCUGAGGAGCUAACUGUGGACA